Messenger RNA from Caenorhabditis bovis, 903 nucleotides. The record is from the annotation of a GenBank genome assembly. Lineage: Eukaryota; Metazoa; Nematoda; Chromadorea; Rhabditida; Rhabditidae.
AUGGAUCGUCUUGGAAAAGGUGCAUAUGGAACCGUCUUCAAAUUCCAUAAUCUGACUACUGAUACCUUGUUUGCUGCGAAGAUGUUCCGCGUUAGCGCUUUUCAAGAAUUUGCAGCGGAGUAUUCGAAGCUAAAAGUUCUAAACGCUUAUGCAACGAAAGCCAACAAAUCAAAUAUCGUCAAACUAUUGGGCCUUUUCGAGGUAGAAAAACAUUGUUUCAUCACAAUGGAGCUCCUUCCUCAAUCUUAUACUAUUCUUCGACAAAAAUGGGAUGUUCUUGAUAUUUACACCAUCCGCCGUCUGCUAUUCCAGUUAAUCGAUGGUAUCAUUUUCUACUCGUCUGCUCCGUUCCACUUGGUGCAUGCAGAUUUGAAACCAUCAAAUAUAAUGCUCCGAGGCACCGAUCUCGAUAAUUUUCAAAUCGUUAUCGUCGACUUUGGCAUGGCGAAUAAAUCCCAUAUAUUCAACGAAAACCUCGUCCAAACGAUGGGAUAUCGUGCUCCAGAAGUCGUUUUUCGUGAAAAUAUCGGAAAGCCCAUUGACAUGUUCAGCUUCGGAAUUGUGGCUUUGGAGACAUAUUGUGGAGGCAACGUUUUUGCCGGUAUGACAGAUCCCGACUGCCUCGUUUUUAUGGAGCACAUUCUCGGCAAAUUUGAAUAUUUCCGCAAACGAACUACCGAUCAGAUUCUCUUGACAUGGCUGGAAGAAAGUGCAAAUCGAAUUCCACCCAGCUUGACUUUGAAAAACAUUUUCAAAAUCUAUGUGCCAGACGACGAGAAUAAGAAAAUAGCGGAGGAGUUAUUAUUGGAUUUAAUUGAGAAAUCAUUGAAGGCAUCUCCGAAACGCCGACUCACUGCAAAGAAGGCCUACGAACACAAGUUUUUUAAACCACUGAGAGAUUAA